CUCAUAAAGAAUACACCAAAAUAUCUCACGUGUCCCGUAGCUGUACAUUGCUACCAGCGCCACGCGUGUUCCAGACGAUAUCUGAGACAGAAAGCUGUUCACACCUUAAUACAUCAGACAUAAAUUUCUAGUUUACUGUUCUUGUUUUUAUAUAGGUGCCUCUCGUUUUAGCUUUUCCGCAUAUUUGUUCUGCUGUUUCUGUGUCUAAACGAUGGAGAAAGAAGACAACGGUCCAAACCAGAGCUCCUCUGCUUCUAUAGAACCCUCCAGAAGAAGAAGAAGAGUCGCUGAGCCAGUUGAUACGACGUUAAGUAGAUGGGUGAAGGAAGAAGAGGAGGAGGAAGGGUUGAAGAGAACCCGUAGGGUUCAAGCAAAAGGUUCGAGGAAAGGCUGCAUGAGAGGGAAAGGCGGACCGGAGAACCCGGUUUGCCGGUUUAGAGGCGUUCGACAAAGGGUUUGGGGGAAAUGGGUGGCUGAGAUACGCGAGCCUGUGAACCAACGUGGCGGAAACUCGAAGCGUCUUUGGCUUGGAACGUUCGAUACUGCAUCUGAAGCCGCCUUGGCUUACGAUAGAGCUGCUAGUGCCAUGUAUGGACGCUAUGCCCGGUUAAAUUUCCCGGACGGUUUAGGAAACGGUCAGGAUGAUGAAAUGAAGAAAACUGAUGAGGCAGAGAGUUCUAGAAGCUAUUGGUUGGAAACUUACAACGUCUCUGAAACCGGUAAUAGCGUGGUGGACAAGAAAGAUGGGGAGGAUUAUUUAUAUGAAGACUGUAUUGAACUUGGUCAAGAAAAGAUUGAGAAUCUUGGUCGUAUGGCUGAUAACGAGAUAGUGAAAUCAGAGGAAGAUUACAUGUUUGAUGGAUUUGAAUACGGACUGUUGUACAAUGAAUCUGGUUAUUACCAUGGAGGUGGAUUUGAUCCUUAUUUAGAGCACUUCAGGUUUUAGCAAGGGUUUUUACGUUGCAUCAUUAAACUGUAGUUUGAAAUAUUUUCAGCUUUCAUAUUAAUAAUAUCUUUAUUUUGCUGGUAGACGUAACUAAUUGGU
Molecule: messenger RNA, 1045 nt
Organism: Brassica oleracea var. oleracea
Lineage: Eukaryota; Viridiplantae; Streptophyta; Magnoliopsida; Brassicales; Brassicaceae
Product: dehydration-responsive element-binding protein 2E
Exons: 1
Coding region: 212-946 (244 amino acids)
Biological process (GO): response to stress; positive regulation of DNA-templated transcription
Cellular component (GO): nucleus
Molecular function (GO): transcription cis-regulatory region binding; DNA-binding transcription factor activity
Source: RefSeq, a predicted model, not a curated record